Messenger RNA from Helianthus annuus (common sunflower), 679 nucleotides. Its product is annotated as calcium-binding protein KRP1. The transcript has a single exon. The coding region runs from base 209 to 568 and encodes 119 amino acids. NCBI's taxonomy places the organism in Eukaryota, Viridiplantae, Streptophyta, Magnoliopsida, Asterales, Asteraceae. Gene Ontology annotation, molecular function: calcium ion binding. The record is from RefSeq and is a predicted model, not a curated record.
CCUCUCACCAUCAAAGCCAAAUGACGACUUUACCUCUCUUCCAUUAAAUUCUACCCACACCGUGUGAAAUUGUCAAUUCCAAAAGCCAGCAACCUCCCCUUUCGUUGAAAACACCUAGUUGAACUUGUCAACUUUCUCUUCAUAUAUACAAAAGUACCACUUCAUUAUAAUCAAUCAAGAUUACUUUCAAUAUCUCUUUGAAACUUCAAUGGCUGCAUUGAACAAUCAAGUGGAGUUUCAUGAUCAAUUACCUUUGAUGGAGGAAAAGUUAGGCGGCGAUGGCCUGAUCGGGGAAUUGUGUAAAGGGUUUCAACUAUUAAUGGACGCGGAUAAAGGGGUGAUCACGUUUGAUAGUUUGAAGAACAACGCUUCGGUUUUGGGACUCCAGGAUCUUAGCGACGACGAUCUGUUGAGUAUGUUGAGAGAAGGAGAUUGUGACGGCGAUGGUGCGCUUAAUCAGAUGGAGUUUUGUGUUCUUAUGUUUAGAUUAAGCCCGGAUUUGAUGGAUCAGUCGGAGGUUUUGUUAGAAUAUGCUCUUGAGCAAGAGAUGAAGAAUUCAUAUCAAUAGUUGUAAUCUAAUUUUCUUAAUUAACACUUGUUUUCUUUGAAGAUGUUUAUGAAACAUUCAUUGAGAGUGUCAUGGUUAUUAAUUUUCUGUCAGGAACAAUAUUAAAAAUUA